Molecule: messenger RNA, 267 nt
Organism: Protopolystoma xenopodis
Lineage: Eukaryota; Metazoa; Platyhelminthes; Monogenea; Polystomatidea; Polystomatidae
Source: the annotation of a GenBank genome assembly
AUCUUCACUCGCUUUCUUUCUCAUCCAUUUUACUGCUUUCAGCCAUCAAGUGUUUCUGCCACUCAGUCUGAGUUACAGAUGACGCACCAACCACGCAGCUGGAUUGCUCGUGAUGCCUGUGUUGACACUAGCGAGUUGCGCUGCUUCACUGGACCUAUCCCUCAAGUACUCACCAUCUGCCAGCCAAUAAACAUGUGUUUCAGCCAUCUAACUUCAAUCCACUUAGAAAAGGUGAAUGUCGAAUUUUCGUCGGGUUUUUUAUGUUGA